Molecule: messenger RNA, 567 nt
Organism: Theileria orientalis strain Shintoku
Lineage: Eukaryota; Apicomplexa; Aconoidasida; Piroplasmida; Theileriidae
Product: thymidylate kinase
Exons: 6
Coding region: 1-567 (188 amino acids)
Biological process (GO): dUDP biosynthetic process; dTTP biosynthetic process; dTDP biosynthetic process
Cellular component (GO): nucleus; cytosol; mitochondrion
Molecular function (GO): dTMP kinase activity; ATP binding
Source: RefSeq, a predicted model, not a curated record
AUGGAGAAUCAAAACACCAGAAGAGGUAAAUUUAUUGUAUUUGAGGGUAUAGAUAGAUCCGGCAAAUCUACACAAAUCAAGUUGUUAUCGCAAAAACUUGUUGAAGAAAACAUCAAAAACCAAAUAAUAACAUUUCCAAAUAAAGGAACUCCAAUAGGAAGAAUAUUAGGAGACUAUCUCAAAAGUAGAGACGAAAACAUACCUAAACAAGCUCUGCAUCUCUUGUUUUCUGCAAACAGAUGGGAAGAAAUGAACAACAUUAAGCAAGUACUAGAAUCUGGCACACAUGUUAUAACCGAUCGAUACGCCUACUCAGGAAUCUCAUAUUCAGUAGGAGCAGAAGGUUUAAACUUCGAUUGGUGCACAAUCCCAGAUAAGGGUCUAAUACAACCUGACGUCGUGUUUUAUAUGGACAUAGAACCGGAACAAACAACAUCAAGAGGGGAUUUUGGAGUUGAAAUUUAUGAAAACAUAGAACACCUAAGAAGUGUACAUCAAGCUUUCAAAAAGUUCACACACCUGCCCUAUUGGAACAAUAUACAAGCAUUUGGAGACCAAAACGUAUAA